AUGUUAGUCGGUAGUUUGACCGUGAACCCAAUGUUGUUUGGGUACAACAUGGGCCAGAGUGGCGUGUCCAGCGAGGACACGACAGCGUCCUCCACUCCGGUGGACACUAGCGACAAGAGGUCUCCAGGGCUGAGCAUGUCGGAGCGGACCGGCGCGCCACCCGCCGCGGGCAAGGAUGCUGUGAAACUGUUCAUCGGGCAGAUCCCGCGCCAUUUGGAGGAGGAGGACCUCCGCCCAAUGUUCGAGGAGUUCGGCAAGAUUUAUGAGUUGACCGUCCUUAAAGAUAAGCACACGGGCAUGCAUAAAGGUACGC
Molecule: messenger RNA, 313 nt
Organism: Manduca sexta (tobacco hornworm)
Lineage: Eukaryota; Metazoa; Arthropoda; Insecta; Lepidoptera; Sphingidae
Product: CUGBP Elav-like family member 4
Exons: 1
Molecular function (GO): RNA binding
Source: RefSeq, a predicted model, not a curated record